This is a messenger RNA of Drosophila subobscura, 718 nucleotides long. Its product is annotated as inactive phospholipid phosphatase 7. NCBI's taxonomy places the organism in Eukaryota, Metazoa, Arthropoda, Insecta, Diptera, Drosophilidae. The coding region runs from base 69 to 677 and encodes 202 amino acids. Gene Ontology annotation, molecular function: sphingosine-1-phosphate phosphatase activity. The record is from RefSeq and is a predicted model, not a curated record. The transcript is spliced from 2 exons.
UCACACUAGUUGUAAAAUUAUCAAAUAUAAAUAUAUGUACAUAAAUAAACAUAUGACGAAUUUAUAAAAUGAAGACGUCAUCACCAAUACUAAAAUACUUGUUGAAGAAAGAUGUGCAGUGGUCGAACCAUUGCGUGUCUAUUCUAUCUAAAUAUACGUUCUUUAAAUCCUUAAAGAUAAACUGUAAAUUUCUAGAAAUAUCAUGUGAUGGUAUUGCCUGGCUAGUUUCUUGGGUGGCUUUCAUUUGGCUACUCAAUUCAAAAUCAAUGCUUCAAAUGCAAGUAAAUAUGCUUGUGGGACUUAUCCUAGAUAUUGUCGUCGUAGCCGUAUUAAAGUCAAUUGUGCGCCGACAAAGACCGGUAGCAAUCAAAGAUACGUUGGUAAUAGGACCCGAUAAGUUUAGUUUUCCAUCAGGCCACUCGUCGAGAGCAUUUUAUGUACUUAUAUUUUUUACAAAACUGUAUUCUCUGCAUCCGUUUUUUUAUUUACCCCUUACGGCUUGGGCUAUAUGCGUCUCUCUAUCAAGACUGAUUUUACAACGACAUUACAUGCUUGACAUUUUCGCUGGAGCAGUUAUUGGAGUUCUCGAAGCAAGAUUUCUCGAAUUCAUUUGGAUCAGUGAAACAUUUGCUGGAAACAUUGCUAGUUUUGUGGGUAGUUCGGAUGAAUUAGAAUAAAAUAUGUUGGGGAAUAAAUAUAAUAAAAUCAAUUUAUAUAC